UGAGGAAGGGUGUGGGAUUGCGAAGAAUCAUUUUCAUUCUACCAUAGUGCGUUCUGACUCCACGAAUUUCUGAGGGUCCACAGGAGAGUCAUUAAGUUGCGUAUGGUUUAGCUAGCCUACACACCAUAGGAGUUGCCCUUGAAAAACUUUGUUGUUGUUUGAGUUGUGGAUGGGGUGCGAAAAACCAAAAGCUGGUUUUGCCUGAAAAACAAAGGAGGCUUCGAACACUGAUUGUUUCGAUUCUCCAACUAGCUGAUUUUUAAAAGAUUUUGUCCUUGAAACUUUCUCAAGUAGCCAAAAUCUUCAUCAUCUCUUAAGAUACCACUAAUUGCUAAUGUUAUCUAUAACCAGGAAGUUGCAGAGAUUAACUCAGCUUCAAGGAAACCCAUUUCUCCAUCCACAUGUACUACCAAUAGCAGAAACCCAGCAGCAAAUACAGCAGCUUCGGUGUUAUAUGGAUGGCAGUGGUGGUGAUGUUGGUCCCUAUUCUUCAUCAUCAGCACCUUCAACUGCAAAGAGAAGGACUAAGAAAAAUCCAGUGGUAUCGAUGAAAAAUAAGAAUUUAAAAGGUGAUAAAUCAGAAUGGUGGGUUAUUGAUGGUGAAAUGCAUGAAAUUGGUGAACAUAUUCCUCCUAGAGAACGUUUUGUUAUACCUAGAGAUAAUCUUCCUAAUAAGCGUCGUAAACAAAUGCGCGAACAGUUCAUGCGUCGUACUCGUCUCGUUCUUAAGGAACAGGAACACGAACCUUUUUGCAAAAGGUAUAUGGAACUAUAUCAGGAGCUAAGAGAGAACUGGGAAAGGUUGUACUGGGAUGAAGGCUAUUCCAAGAAACUUGCCAAAGAUCACGCGGAUUAUGAAUCUGGUGACGAGGAUGAUCAGGACUUUUCGCCCUACAGGAGACAACGGUCCAACUACCAAAUUAAGGACCAAGGUUUGGGAGCUGGUAGACAAGGUGACAAUACUUUACAAAAGGCUGGGCGAAUCCGAGAUAAGUUUGAUUAUGAUAGGGAGAGAAGAAUGAGGGACAAAGCAUUUGCUCCUAUGAAUGGUGGAAGUGGUUCCGACUUCCGUGAUUCAGCUGCAUCCAGGGAUAGACCAUUUGAUGCUCAGAGAUACUUCCCAGAGUCGGAGAGAGGUUAAACUGAGGACUUCAAAUUUCUGCAUUUCGUGAUGUCAGCUGUUGUCCCACACUCUCACUGCAACGCUGCCAUUCGUGAAUCCUCAUAGAACACCAUCCAAGAAUUCCAGACAACAAGUAACCACGUCUCCCUUAAGUGCCCUACUUUCUUUACUUGAUGAUUUUGAUAUGUUACAAAUAUCCCCACACUGGCCAAGCUGUAUAACACUAUUUAUAAAAUUGUGCCGCUGGCCGUGUGUUGUUAAGGGAUCUCAAGUUCAAGUCUCUCAACAAUGGUGUUUGAAAUCCUCAGCUGACUCAUGUGGUGGCAAACUAUCAAACAGCAAGUCUACUUAACUCAGGCUUGGCAAACAAUAAUGUUUUUCUGAUCGGCUUGGCAAACAAUAAUGUUAUCGAUUCGUAUAGUGACA
Messenger RNA from Papaver somniferum (opium poppy), 1549 nucleotides. RefSeq lists its product as uncharacterized. Bases 335 to 1141 code for a protein of 268 amino acids. NCBI's taxonomy places the organism in Eukaryota, Viridiplantae, Streptophyta, Magnoliopsida, Ranunculales, Papaveraceae. The transcript has 5 exons. The record is from RefSeq and is a predicted model, not a curated record.